AUGAAUGCCGCUGCUGUGGAUUGUGCCGAUGUUCCAUGUUGGACUUGUCGUCGCCAGCGCCUCAAGUGCGACCGAGCCCUCCCGCACUGUGGCAAAUGCACAUCUUCGCAGCGACCCUGUCUGGGAUACAGCAAAGGCAAGCCUCUGCGAUGGACCGACAGUGUGGCAAGCCGCGGCAAAUUGACGGGCAAGAAACUGCCACGUCGAGAGCAACACCUCUCACUCAGCAGAGUGCUGAAUGACCCCGGCUUGCAGGAUUUGUCGCCGUCAAUGCGAGACUAUAUUGCUUAUUUUGAGCAACAGUGUUGUCAGGAGUGGGUGCUAUAUGAUUUCGAGGGCGCAAAUCUGUUCAAGGAGUCCAUCCGAUUCAUUCCCUCCUGUCCGGCAUUGUGCCACGCGGUGGUGUCCGUGGCAGCUCUCCAUCUAACCCUCCGAAUUGCAUCGGCUCAAUGCAACGAAGGGACGAUGGCAUACAAGCCAAAUCAGCAUGAGGUACAAGUAUCACAAUCGGUGGAUCAGGUGCGCCAGACGUACCAGAUCCCAGCAUAUCACGAUGCUCUCUACCACAAACAGCGAACUCUCAGCUUCUUGAGAAGCGAAGCAUAUGCGGGAUACUCCUGUAAUCCGGACGGUGUCGUUGCAUCCAUGAUAAUGUCCAUAUGGUUUGAGCUCAUGGAUUCGGGACGAGAUACCUGGCGAUACCAUCUUCGUGGACUGAGACAAGUGAUGCCAAAACGCACCUUAUCCCUCGCGCCCUCUAGGGAGGGAGCACCGGCCGCCGACUUGCCUCAAAUGGCCGAAUACUUUGACACAAGCUACGCCGUUUUGGAAAUCAUAGGGUCGACGUUUGUGAAAACCAAACAGCCUUGGCAGCCGCUUUUCUCGACGUCCCCUACUUUCGACAUCUUGAAGCGCUGUGAGUCCCAGACAUGGACCGGGUGCCCUUCACCUCUUCUCUACGUGAUCUCCCUCGCGAAUACGGCUGCUUCAAGAUCUCACGAAACGCCACCGGAUUUAUUUGCCCACAUUUUCUCCCAUCUGCACAACUUCUCUCCGAUGCAUUGGGCAGUUGCGGAUGCGGAAACCCACCACAUGAAACCGAGAUUCCAACUUGCCUGCGUGUGGCACGCGGCAGUCGAGAUGUACGCGCUGCAAGUUCUUCCCGUCCCUUUCGAAAACGAUGUGCUCAAGAGCGCAGGGAGAGCCAACAACUCACUGGAUUCGGCCCUUCACCAUCUCAAAUCCGUGGAUCCGGCGGAUGUCCAUCUCAAAGGACUCCUGUGGCCUGCCUUUGUCAUUGGCGCCGAGGCGCAAACCAUGUCUCAAAGGGCAGUCAUCACUGAUGUGCUAGAAAGUCUGUGGACACUGUGGCGCUGUCACAAUGUGACGAAUGCCCUGAAAGUGCUUGAGAAGAUCUGGGCCCGUCAAGCUACGGAAGGGUCAUCUCGACGUUGGAUCGAAUACGUCUAUGAGUGGGGUGACGAUUGGAUGUUCAUAUAG
This is a messenger RNA of Aspergillus aculeatinus CBS 121060, 1500 nucleotides long. RefSeq names its product Zn(II)2Cys6 transcription factor. Gene Ontology annotation, cellular component: nucleus. The transcript is spliced from 3 exons. Gene Ontology annotation, molecular function: transcription cis-regulatory region binding; DNA-binding transcription factor activity, RNA polymerase II-specific; zinc ion binding. The record is from RefSeq and is a predicted model, not a curated record. Gene Ontology annotation, biological process: positive regulation of transcription by RNA polymerase II. Bases 1 to 1500 code for a protein of 499 amino acids. Lineage: Eukaryota; Fungi; Ascomycota; Eurotiomycetes; Eurotiales; Aspergillaceae.